UUCUUGGUGUCUUUUGUAGGUUAAAUCAAAACUUGAAAUCCUUGGCUCUUAUGCUGAUGCUACUGAAGGACUAAUAAUACACGGAUGGAUAACGAAGAUUGAAAACCACGGUUGCUUUGUCCGCUUUUACAAUGGAGUACAAGGAUUUGCCCCUAGAUCUGAACUUGGACUAGAUCCGUGCUGUGAGAUAAGUUCCAUGUAUCACGUUGAACAAGUGGUGAAAUGUAGAGUUACCAGUUCUAAUCCGGCUUCACGGCGUAUUAACCUCAGUUUGACAACAACACCCUCAAGGGUAUCUAGCAAUGAACUGGUCAAACCAGGAAAGGUUGUUUCUGGAGUGGUUGAGCGAGUAACUGCCGAUGCAGUUGUCAUAGAUGUUACUGCUCAGGGUCAUUUUAAGGGCACAAUCUCUCCUCAACACUUGGCUGAUCACACUGGCCAUGCUGAGUUGAUGAAGUCUGCCUUGAGGCCUGGGUAUGAGUUUGAUCGGCUUUUGGUUCUUGAUGUUGAGGGCAGCAAUUUAAUACUCUCUGCAAAACAUUCUCUUGCGACCUCAGCUCAGCAGCUUCCGCUGGAUGUUAGUCAAGUCCAUCUUAACUCUGUGCUGCAUGGGUAUAUUUGUAAUAUAAUUGAAAGUGGUGUCUUCAUUCGCUACCUCGGGCGUUUGACUGGUUUUUCUCCAAGAAACAGGGCUACUGAUGACAGAAGAUCUAGUCUUUCUGAAGUUUACCAGAUUGGACAGUCUGUCCGCUCUAACGUAGUUGAUGUUAGCAGUGAAACAAAUCGAAUUACAGUUUCUUUGAAGCAGUCGUCCUGCUCUUCAACUGAUGCAUCCUUUAUUCAAGAAUACUUCCUUGUGGAGGAGAAGAUUGCAAAGCUGCAGUCGGUGGACUCUGGAAGUUCUGACUUAAGAUGGGUGGAAGAAUUCAAUCUUGGUAGCACUGUGAAGGGAAAAGUUCAUGAAAUAAAGGAAUUUGGUGUUGUAGUAAGCUUUCAGAAAUAUGAUGAUGUUUUUGGUUUUAUCUCCCACUAUCAGUUAGGUGGAAUCUCUGUGGAAACUGGCUCAAGUAUUCGAACCACGGUACUUGAUGUUUCCAAGAUAGAACGCCUAGUGGAUCUGUCUUUGAAGCCAGCUUUUGUGAAUAAAUCAAAGAAACAGACCACUAAUAAUCAAGCCCAGAAGGUCAUUCUUGAAAUUGCUAUUUCAUUGUUGUGCUGUAAUGUUCAUUCUCUCAGUUUUGUUUGCCUCAUUAAGGAUAUUUUAAAGAAAAAUAAUAGCUUCUUGCUUUCAUACUAAUUUUUUUGAUAACGG
This is a messenger RNA of Nicotiana tabacum (common tobacco), 1312 nucleotides long. The record is from RefSeq and is a predicted model, not a curated record. NCBI's taxonomy places the organism in Eukaryota, Viridiplantae, Streptophyta, Magnoliopsida, Solanales, Solanaceae.